AUGGCGAUGAGGCUGUUAACACGAACUUUAGUUACUUUGGACAGAAACAGGAGAGGAUUAAGAUUGUGGGACGUGGUGGUCCUGAUUAUGUCUGAUGCGCGUUAUCUUGUGACCCAGGAGAGGAUUAAGAUUGAGAGGAUUAAGAUUGUGGGACGUGUUGGUCCUGGAUUAUGUCUGAUGCGCGUUAUCAUUGUGACCCAGGAGAGGAUUAAGAUUGUGGGACAUGGUGAUCCUGUAUUAUCUCUGAUGCUCGUUAUCAUUGUGAACCAGGAGAUGAUGAAGAUUGUGGGACGUGGUGAUCCUGUAUUAUCUCUGAUGCUCGUUAUCAUUGUGAACCAGGAGAUGAUGAAGAUUAUAGAGGAGAGGAAUCCUGAUCCAUGUCUGUCAUUGCUGGACUACCUGCGUCACAAACUGCGCCAGACCGGAAGUAAGGCUGCCUGUGCAGAAGGAGGAUGUGGUGCCUGUACCGUCAUGCUGUCAGAGUAUGACGAAAAAACAGAGAAGGUCAGCCAUUUUGCAGUUUUGGCUUGCAUCCUGCCUGUGUGCUGCGUACAUGGUUUGGCUGUCACUACAGUAGAGGGUAUAGGCAGCACCAAGACCAGGCUACACCCAGUACAGAAACGGUUAGCUGAGGCCUCCGGCACCCAGUGUGGAUUCUGUGCUCCUGGGAUGGUCAUGUCUAUGUAUGCACUUCUUCGGAACAACCCUGAACCAUCUGAAGACCAAAUUCGUAGAUUUCUGGAUGGAAACGUGUGUCGCUGUACUGGUUACAGAACUAUACUCGAUGGAUUUCGGACAUUCGCAAAGCCAAAUGUCACCGGCACGAAGCAUCAUUCGUCCUACGACCCGACACAAGAAUCCAUCUUUCCUCCGGAACUUAAGAACAAGUGGAAUUUCUACCAGGGCAAAUCACUCGUGUUCAAAAGUGACAGCUCUACGUGGUACAGACCAACAACAUUGACAGAGUUACUUGACCUGAAGUCCCGUCAUCCCGAUGCCAAGAUUGCUGCAGGGAAUACAGAGAUAUCGGUUGAGACUCAUUGCAAGGGUUUAAAUUACCAUGUGUUCAUCGAGGUCUGCAAUGUCCCGGAACUGAGGCAGGUUUCAAGGUCACCGUCAGGAAUCACGUUCGGCUCUGCCGUCACUAUCAGCAACGUUAUAGAAGCUCUACAGACCGUUGUCAGUGAUAUGCCAGAGGAUAAGACACGAGUGUUCCGAGGUUUUCUGGACGUUCUCAAGUGGUUCGGCAACACACAGAUCAGGAAUGUUUCAAGUAUCGGUGGCAACAUCGUAACAGCCAGUCCUUUGUCUGACCUCGUACCGAUGUUGAUGUCAGCCGGAGCCACCGUCCACGUCGCGAGGAAAGGUAGUGUGUGCAUGUUCUUCAAUCGGUUAACCUCAACAAUUGUAGGAUCCGCUAUUAGGGAGAUGGCGAUUGACCCCAGCUUCUACGUCAAGUACAGGACAACAUGUCUGGACCCUGAUGAUGUCCUGCUGUCUCUAACCAUACCAACAUCAGGCAAGAACGAGUUCUUCCAUGGCUACAAACAGGCAAGCAGGAAGGAAAGCUGCGUUGCAACAUGCAAUGCAGGAAUGAGGGUUGUAUUUGAGGACAACUCCGACGUCUCGUUGGCAAAACGAUCUGGUAACCAAGGCAACCUCCCUGCUGGCCGAGGAACUGCAAUUGGCUCCGGGGCACCCGUGGGGAUGUGUGAAUACAGACAAUCUCUCACCACCAGCUUCUUCUAUAAGUUCUAUCUGUCUGUUCAACACGCUUUAUGUCAUCAGAAUGGGAUUGCAUCAGAUAUACCCAGACAUUUGCGAAGUGCUCUACUGGACAUUGACUACACAUUGCCAAGUCCCAGUCACGUUUAUGAUGACGUCACUUCCUGUCAUCCAGCAGACGACACUGGGAAAAUGUACGGGAUACAGCACGCUACAGGCGAGACAAUGUUUCUGGACGACAUGGCGCCAAGUGAAGGGUCAAGGGAACGUGAGAUUCUUCAUGUGGACGACAUGGCAACAAGUGAAGAUGAGACCCUCCAUGAGUACGAGUCAUGUGAAGGAGAACUAUUCAUGGCCCUGGUGCUCAGUAAGAGACCACACGGUCGUCUUGUUAGUGUUGACGCAACAGAGGCGCUCACUCUGCCGGGAGUGGUGGACUUCAUCACACACAAGGACAUCCCAGGGGCGAAAACCUGGGGACAACCAGGACCAGGAGAAGAGGUUUUCGCCUCGGAUGUGGUCAACGUUCAGACCAUCUACAGGCUGCAGCAACAUUUCCGGAGCACCAACACCACCGUGGGAACCUCCAUUGCCGUGUCGUGUCGCGGUCAGACUAUAGGCGCCAUUGUUGCGGAGAGCGCACACGCCGCCGACCAUGCUGCGUCAAUGGUGAACAUCGUCUACGAAGACCUUCAGUACUUCCUUACAAUUAAGGAAGCUAUAGAGUACGAAUCCUUCCACGGAGCACCCCAGACUCUGACCAAUGGCGACCCCGAUUCUGCUUUCAAGACCUGCGAUCACGUCUUGGAGGGAGAGGCUCGGACAGCACCCCAGGAGCACUUCUACCUGGAGACAAUGGGCACCCUGGUCAUUCCGGGAGGCGGGGAUGGGAAGAUGGAAGUUUAUACCAACACAGAGUCUUCAUCGUCAAUACAGGAAACUAUCUGCAAAGUUUUGGGGGUAACUUCCAGCAAGGUCGAGGUCAAAGUCAAGAACCCAGGAGGAACUUUCUGCGGCAAACAAACCCGGAUCCUGCUCACUUGCCUACCGGCAGCUGUGGCAGCUCAGAAACUGGGGAGACCUGUACGAUGUGUUCUGGACAGACAUGUGGACAUGACAGUCACUGGAACUCGCUGCCCCACCUGGGCACAUUACAAGGUUGGAUUCGACAGUGACGGCAAUAUCAUCGCCUACAGUGUCAACGUCUAUGUAAAUGCUGGGAUGUCGGUGGAUCAGUCACGAGCGAUUCGCCUUACCAACAUGUACAAGACUGGUGACGUUGCACAUUGUUUGGAGUUGUCUCUCUUCAAUGCCAGGCGUUGCUGGGAGGAAUGUAUGAUAGAUUCCCAGUUUGAAAGACGUCGAAAGGAGGUUGAUAAAUUCAACAGUGAGAACAGAUGGAGGAAGCGUGGACUAUCUAUGGUACCAGUCAGACUCGCCAUCUCGUCUCCAGAAGACAGUAAUCAGGUGGGUGUCAUUGUGCAGAUCUACCUUGAUGGAUCCGUCGUCAUCUCACCUGUCGGCGGUAUACCUGGGCAUGAUGCCAACGUCAAGAUGGUGCAGAUCGUCAGUGAGAAGCUGAAUGUGCCCACAUCCUUCAUCCGAACUGAUGAGGCCAGGGAAACUGGCACCCGGUCAUUUGAUGCAGGGAUGACCACGGCUGACCAAUGGGGCCUCGCGGUGCUGGAUGCUUGUGAUAUACUCCACCGACGCUUGCAGCCUUACAUCAGUGUCGACUCUAGUGGAACGUGGGAGGAUCUGGUUCUUGUUGCAGUCAACAACAGAGUUGACCUGACGGCCUCUGGUGUCUGCAGCACCUCAGACCGGAAGUACUUCGUGUGUGGUGCCAGCUGUUCUGAGGUCGAGGUCGACUGUUUGAGCGGGGAGUGUCACGUGACCAGGACUGAUCUUGUCAUAGACGUCGGUCGCAAUCCAAAUCAGGCAGUGGACAUUGGUCACAUCGAAGGUGCUUUUAUGCUGGGCUAUGGUCUAUACGUUUUGGAAGACUACCAGGUCCGCCCGGAUGGGGUGCUGCUCACCCUGGGGCCAGGCACAUACAAGAUACCUUCCAUCGGGAACAUACCCUCCAAGAUGAACGUACACCUGCUGAAUGAUAUCAACAAAGAAGGAACAACCAACGAGUCGGAGGGUGUUGCCGACCUGUCGGUGGUCCUGUCCCUCUCCGUGUUUUUCGCCAUCACUGACGCCGUCAAAUCAGCCAGGGCAGAUGCAGGCAGCACAGGCCGGUUCCAGCUGGAUUGUCCCGCUACUCCAGAAACAGUCCGAAUGGCUUGUCAGGACCAGUUUACGAAACAGGUACAAAACCAUGACAUCAAGUAG
Messenger RNA from Haliotis rubra (blacklip abalone), 4065 nucleotides. Its product is annotated as xanthine dehydrogenase/oxidase-like. The record is from RefSeq and is a predicted model, not a curated record. NCBI's taxonomy places the organism in Eukaryota, Metazoa, Mollusca, Gastropoda, Lepetellida, Haliotidae. Gene Ontology annotation, molecular function: iron ion binding; 2 iron, 2 sulfur cluster binding; FAD binding.